UCCAAUAAGAAGCGAGAUCAAUGUGUCCCCAAAAAUAUAAGCUUCUUAUCCUAUCAAGAAUUGUUGGGACUCAUCCUGGCUCUCUUUGCCAUUGCUUUGUCCCUAACCACCGCCUUUAUUCUGGGAAUCUUCAUGAAAUACCGAGACACUCCCAUAGUCAAAGCCAACAACUGUGAACUCACCUACAUCCUCCUGGUUUCACUCCUGCUUUCUUUCUUGACUUCCCUUCUAUUCAUCGGUCGCCCCGUGAAAAUGACCUGUCUCCUUCGACAAACCAUUUUCAGUAUUGUUUUCUCAGUUGCUGUGUCUUCCUUGCUGGCCAAGACUGUCAUGGUGGUGGUGGCCUUUCUGGCCACAAAGCCAGGCAGCAGCAUGAGGAAAUGGCUGGGGAAGUGUCUGGCCAACUCUAUUGUUUUAUCCUGCUCUGGUAUUCAAGUAGGCCUCUGUAUGAUGUGGCUGGGAGUCUUUCCCCCAUUCCCAGAUUCUGACUUUCAUUCCCAACCAGAACACAUCCUGCUGCAGUGCAAUGAAGGCUCUGUCACCAUGUUCUACUCUGCUCUUGGCUACAUGGGUUUUUUGGCUGCCAUCUGUUUCUUGGUGGCAUUUCUGGCUCGAAACCUUCCAGGGGCUUUUAAUGAAGCCAAACUGAUCACCUUCAGCAUGUUGGUUUUUUGUAGUGUUUGGAUCUCCUUUGUUCCCACAUAUCUGAGCACCAAGGGGAAAUGUACACUGAUGAAAUGUCCAUUUAAGGUGGUCAUAGAAGAAAAGGAGUGGUUCCAUUACUACAAGCCAGGAGACUACUGGAUUAUGGGAAUAAUGUCUGGAAUUGUAGCUCGAUUGUACCAAUUUUCAUUCUCCAAGCCUCCAACCCGCCAACUGGAAAGUGAGAACAACUUCUACCACAUUCUACCCUUCUUGUUGGCUGUUCAUGAAGUCAACCAGAAUUCAAGGCUCUUACCCAACAUCACCCUGGGCUACAACAUCUAUGAGAAUUUUUUCAGUGCAAGAAUGACAUAUGAGGCCAUGCUGGAUGUGCUGUCUACAGGACAGGAGAACAUCCCAAACUACAGAUGUGGAAAAGAAAAGAACCUGCUGGCGAUUCUUGAAGAGAUGGAUUCUGAACUCUUUGAUCAUAUUUCCAAUGUCUUGAGCAUCUAUAAAUUUCCACAGAUCAACUACAGUGUCAUCAACCAGAUGGCUGAGCAAAAUUAUCGUUUUCCUUUUUCAUAUCGGAUGACCCCAAACCAAGAACCUCCUGACUCAGCAAUCAUCCAGCUGCUCCUGCAGUUCCAAUGGACGUGGAUCGGUGUCCUUUCUCGGGACAAUGAAAGAGGAGAAAAAUUCAAAAGACGCUUGGAAGUUCUAGCUCUAAAAAAUGGGAUUUGCAUUGUCCUCUCAGGAACCGUCCCAGAAGGAAAUAUGCAGAAAAUGCUGCCUCUUCCUCCCAACGGAGUAAGAGGAGAAUGCAAGUUGGAGACCAUCAACCACCGCAGAUUGUACAGCCAUGGCAGAUGGUGCCUUAUUCAAGAUGUACAGAAAGUUGCUCCCCAGGUUAUGCCAAGCUUGUGA
Messenger RNA from Pantherophis guttatus, 1569 nucleotides. The record is from RefSeq and is a predicted model, not a curated record. NCBI's taxonomy places the organism in Eukaryota, Metazoa, Chordata, Lepidosauria, Squamata, Colubridae.